AUUUGAAAGUUUAGCGAAAAAUGAUUCGGUUAAGUGUAGUGACAACUCUGGUAUUGAUAGCCACGCUGAAUCCUCAUUGUGCCGAACUAGUUGCUAGAGAUUGGUGGCAAAAGGCUGGUUUCUAUCAAAUCUAUCCUCGUUCAUUCAAGGAUAGCAAUGGCGACGGUAUAGGCGAUUUAAACGGAAUAACGUCGAAGCUGUCGUACCUGAAAGAAAUCGGCGUUCGGGCUUUCUGGAUGUCACCGAUCAACAAGUCCCCGAUGGUGGAUUUCGGGUAUGAUAUUUCCGAUUACCGGGGAAUUCAGGCAGAGUAUGGAACCAUGGCCGAUUUCGAAAAUCUAGUAGCAGAAGCGAAACGGUUGGGACUGAAGGUGAUUAUGGACUUUGUCCCAAAUCAUUCGAGCAAUAAGCACGAAUGGUUCAUUAAGUCGGAAAGUCGUGUGAGUGGCUAUGAAGAUUACUACAUUUGGGAUGAUGGUUUACCAAAUCCGGCUGGUGGUCGAAAUUUACCACCUUCGAAUUGGUUGCAAGCGUUUCGUCGUAGCGCCUGGCAGUGGAGUGACACGCGGCAGCAGUACUAUCUACACCAGUUUACUGUCGAGCAGCCGGAUUUGAACUAUCGAAAUCCAAAGGUGGUUGAGGAGAUGAAGGAUGUCAUUCGCUUCUGGUUGGAUAAAGGUAUCGAUGGGUUUAGGGUUGAUGCGGUACCCUUUCUUUACGAGGUUGAGAAAAAUAGCAAUGGGGUAUAUCCGAAUGAGCCUCCCAGUGGUCAAACGGAAGAUCCGGAUGAUUUUGCUUACCUUGAGCAUAUUUAUACACAGAAUUUGCCAGAAACGUUGGAUAUGGUUUAUCAAUGGCGUGAACUAGUUGAUCAAUACCAGAAGGAUAACGGUGGUGAUACGCGUGUACUCAUGACGGAAGGAUUCACUAGUUUGAAUGUUUUGAAAGAAUACUAUGAAAGUCCUGAGGGCCGAUUGGGGCCUCAUAUGCCGUUCAACUUCGGUUUUAUCACGGAUGUGGAUAAGGAUUCGACGGCAGAUGAUUUUCUGGACACCAUCGAAUCGUGGAUGGAUAUAGUUCCCAAGAAUGGAGUAGCGAACUGGGUGAUCGGGAAUCAUGAUCGACCACGUGUGGGCACUCGCUUCGGGAAAGAAAGAAUAGAUGUCAUGAAUAUGAUUUUGAUGAGUCUACCAGGUGCAACGAUAACUUACCAGGGGGAAGAAAUUGGCAUGACGGAUGUGUAUGUUUCUUGGGAAGAAACUGUCGAUCCUGCUGCUUGUAAUGCGGGGAAAGAUUUGUUCGAGCAAACGUCACGUGAUCCUUGCCGAACACCAUUUCAAUGGGAAGAUUCGGCCAUGGCAGGAUUCACCAAUGGUAGCAGAACUUGGCUACCAUUAUCAUCAGAUUAUAAAAAUGUUAACGUAAAGGUUGAGGAAAAUUUACAGCGAAGUCAUCUUAAAGUAUACAAAGCGAUGAUGAAACUGCGAGCGGGUAAAACAUUUCUGCACGGGUUGCUUAGGGUACGUGCAAUAAAUAAUGUUUUGAUAAUUGUUCGGGAGUUGGAAGGAUAUAACACCUAUAUGACGUUUGCUAAUCUAGGCGAUAAUAUGGAGGUUAUUGACGCUAGCCAGCUAGGAAAGAAGCUUCCUGCUAAGUUAAGAUAUGAGGUUUUGGGAGUGUCUUCACAUCACGUCAAAGGUGGAGCGGUAGCAACGAACGACAUUUUAGUUCUUCCGAAUGAGUCGUUCGUGCUAAAUGCUCGUAUUGCCCCGGUGGAUCUUAUCAGAGAGUCUAUCUGCGAAGCCUGGUUGGAGUAAUGAAAUCCCUUCUAUUGUUGGUAAAAUGUCCAAUAUGUAGUAAGUGCGUGAUAAGUAGUGUAAUGUUGUUUGAAUGAUUCAGAUAUAAAUUCUCUUCAAAAUAUACUAUAUAGGUAAUCUAGAAAACUUCAACGUAAAAUAAACAGUCAAUCGUUUUUACCAUUUUUGAACAAUAUAAAA
Messenger RNA from Wyeomyia smithii (pitcher-plant mosquito), 1997 nucleotides. Its product is annotated as maltase A3-like. Gene Ontology annotation, biological process: carbohydrate metabolic process. NCBI's taxonomy places the organism in Eukaryota, Metazoa, Arthropoda, Insecta, Diptera, Culicidae. The coding region runs from base 21 to 1817 and encodes 598 amino acids. The record is from RefSeq and is a predicted model, not a curated record. The transcript is spliced from 3 exons.